Messenger RNA from Dermacentor silvarum, 2922 nucleotides. Its product is annotated as ribonuclease Oy-like. The transcript is spliced from 9 exons. Gene Ontology annotation, biological process: RNA catabolic process. Gene Ontology annotation, cellular component: extracellular region. The record is from RefSeq and is a predicted model, not a curated record. The coding region runs from base 294 to 1079 and encodes 261 amino acids. NCBI's taxonomy places the organism in Eukaryota, Metazoa, Arthropoda, Arachnida, Ixodida, Ixodidae. Gene Ontology annotation, molecular function: ribonuclease T2 activity; RNA binding.
AACACGGCCCGCACGUUCCAACUGACGCGAUCGACUGCGAACAGCAGCUCGUCGCACCGUCACCGGGUUUCAACCCCUCCUUUAUCAGGAAGCUGCCCCACACCCACACCGCGUUGUUGGACGGCCCCAGCGAGCUAUGAAACGUCACGGUGCUCUCCGUUUGAGACAUGUGAUCGCGACCUGCGACGGUUUGCGAGCGAUUUCGACGACCUGGCGCUUGUAGGACGACGCUGUCAGCAGACGGCAGCCAGACACAAAGAGCGAUUCGCAGUAAGCGAACUGGAGCGGUGAUAAUGCAUUGUCUGACGCUACAAGCCCUGCUGCUGGCUUCCCUCGGGGGAUUUGCAACUCCCACUAAGGAUGUGUCAAUGGUAACUUACUUCAUGCUCAGCCAACAGUGGAGCACAGGUUACUGCAAUGCAGCACAUGAUAAGUGCAUCAAGGAGAACGAAAGGAAUUUUUGGACAAUACACGGACUUUGGCCUUCUUCAAACACCUCAAGUCCAGAGUUUUGCAACCGAACACUUCGUUACAAUGCGACAGUUCUCACGCCCCUGGUACCUAAGCUUGACAUGUAUUGGCCAUCUAUGACCAGCAACAACAACAACAUAUUUUGGAAACAUGAAUGGCAAAAGCACGGCACUUGUGCCACCGUAGUGCCCCAGUUGGAUGGACUUUACAAUUUCUUCAACUCAACACUGAGCCUAUAUCUGCAGUACAAUAUUACCGAGUAUCUACUGAACAAUGGUGUAGUGCCAUCCUCUGAAAAAACAUACCAGCUACAAACAAUUAAAGAUGCUCUGCACGACGAUAUCAAAGAAGCGGCUAAUUUUGUGUGCUACUCAAGCAGGAACUACACCGCACCCGUCCUGGCCGAGAUUCGAUUCUGCCUUAACCGGCAGCUGCAGCCCAUCAAUUGCAAUGCGAAGCACUCCGGCUGUGGUCAAGGUGAUGUCUAUUACUUGGCCUUCGACAAAGAUGGCGCCAUCUCACAGACAUCGCCACUUUCAUGGCUCCUGCACUGCAGCUGGAUGUUUGCAAUCAGUGUCAUACCAAUGCCACUUUACCGGUUGCACUGAGUUCAAACAAAGCUGUGCACAGUACAAGCAGGAUAUGCUGUAUACGAGUGCAUCGUUCUGAAACCUUCGAAGGCUUCUUAUGGUCAUUACGGCCCGUGCACCCAAGGCAGUUUCUCGGAAACAUCUAGGGCAGUCCUCGCAAGGCGCAGUACGUUGGGUUGUAGAGCGUAUGAGCUGCAUUGCAGCACUUUUCAGCAGUGGACCUGUGUGAAUAUUGACUUGCCAUUUCGGUUGCCUUCAAACAUGAAGUGCAUAUUUGGUUACCGAGGUUUUGCGAUAAACCUGGCAGCUGAUGGAGAGGUUGCUGUGCGAGCCCCUGCACUUCAGCGCUAUUUACCUCAAUCUUUUUUCUUUUUUUUUUGUAUUCUAAGGCAACAGAAUUAUUUCAUGUUUUGGCUUGCAAGACAUUACAAGUAAUCAUGACGAGAGUCGUCGCGCCUCAGGCCUACACGAUAGGGGAUAUAGGCUAAAUACUGGAAGUAGGCUUUUCCACACUGUCAAGUUGCCCUACACAGACUGGCUGACCUCCCACUCGUUUCACCAUUGAAUCGACGACAGGCUAGAAAACCGCGAGGAUGCAGUAAGCGAGAGACGGUGGCAAGGACAGCGGCACCAGAUCGUGCGCCCCAGCUUUAUUUCCGCUUCUGGGGCAACGUCCACCCAUCUUGUGUGGGGAAGCAGUCUUGCAGAAUUUCACAUAUCCCAUGUGGCAGUGGGCGAAUGAAUGCGAGUGUAGGAAUGGUCAAAAGGUGGCUGGCUUUUUGUUGACGAAUGUUUUCAUUUCUGUGGGCUGCACUGAUCAACCAGCAGAUCUCACUUAGCUCACGCUACAAUUCUCAAAAGCAAGAAGAGUCGAGAAGUGGAAGGGCUUAAAGGCUUAAAUUCGCUAGAAGUGGUGUCACGCCACAGAUGCGACAACUUCAGCUAUCUGCGCAAGCUCUGCGUCUAAUGCAUAGUGUCCCCCAUCCAACAAUUUCCAAUUUCCAAAAUGUUCGUUUCUGAACAUCCGCAGCCAAACAGCAAAACUUCGCACCAUUUUCCAGAACUUGCCAUGACUUGCGGCUGCCAUUACAGCCAGACCGCAUCUUGUGCAAAAGAAUGUGUUCGUUGCAUAUACAUGGUAAUACCAUUUAGACUGCAUAUAAGGACAAAGCAAGUCCAUAGUAUGGUGUUGUGCCCGUUUCAUGCUUUCACGACUGCUUCAACAUUUAUGCAGGUAGUAGUCUAUUGCUGUUAAGAGUGUCCAAGUAGUUUUUGAUAAAGCAGAGAGUUGCGCCGUCCUCUGGCUCAUUUCUUUGAGCAAGGUAGCAAGCAGCGCUGUCCCCACAAUUACCAUGGUGUGAUACUGAACAGCAGUGAGGCUGCAAUGCUUGGCAGGCCUUCAAAAGUGGAGCCUAUUGUUAAGUUUUGUUUUUAUAUUGUUUAUUGUUUUUAGGUUUUCCCAUUACAACACUAUGAUUUACACUUGCACACAUUUUGUGCUCUUGUUUCAAUUUACUAUUUUAAUUUCGCCAUGACACCUAUUUGCUCUAUAUACAAUUCAAUGAAUUUUAUGUAUCGUGCACCGAAGUGUCUCGUAACUUUUUUGAAGCCCCAGAUAAUUUUUGUGCACUUUUACAGUGAUGAGCACAACUAUGCACUUUGCAGAUUUUUAUACUGCACAGCGUGUAUGACCUAUCAAAUGUUUCAUGUAUUUCAAUUGCGUAUUCAAGUGUUGACCUGUGCCACUAUGCCAGAAUCUUGUGCCAGAAUAUUGUCUAAUGUAUUAAACAUGCUCUUUUUCCCCUCAAUUUUGAUGUGAUCCACUGAGAAAAGAAUAAAUAAACGAGGUAAUAUAUUCAAA